AUGAUCAUACUGCGGGAACCUCGAUCCAUCAGUAGUCGAAGCAACAUGGAACUGACUCAAUAUGAGCUCGACAAGAUGGCAGUGCGGAAUUUCAGAGAGUAUCUACGCAUACCAUCUGUGCACCCUGACGUUAAUUAUGAUGAGUGCGUGGCUUUCCUCAGACGCCAGGCGAUGGAGCUGGAUCUGCCCAUACAAAUAUUCGAGUUGGCGGCCGGAAAACCUAUCGUCAUCAUCACGUGGCUCGGGGAAGAACCUGGCCUGCCCUCUAUCCUGCUCAACUCACACAUGGACGUCGUACCUGUCUACGAUGAACAUUGGACUUACCCGCCAUUUGGAGCGGAGCAGGAUGAACAAGGAAACAUUUACGGAAGAGGGGCCCAGGACACGAAAGGCGCAGGCAUCCAGUAUUUGGAAACCGUUCGAAGGUUGAAAGCUGAUGGAAUUCGUGUACGAAGGACUAUUCACAUUUCUUACAUGCCCGACGAGGAGAUCGGAGGGGAGGAUGGAAUGAAGAAAUUUGUUCUCUCUCAAAAGUUCCGAGACCUGAAUAUCGGCUUCGCUUUCGAUGAAGGUUUGGCGCAUCCCGAGAACGUCAUCCAGGUCAUAUACGGAGAACGCAGUGUCUGGCAGAUCACCUUCCACUGCUAUGGAAAAACGGGAUCCCUAGCGACGCCACUGAAUGACACUGCCGGGCAGAAGGUUCGCGUUAUCCUGGACAGGGCAAUGGAAUUCCGACAGGCGCAGAAAGAGAAGCUCGAAUCCGAUCCAAGCCUCAGAGCCGGAGAUGUGACUUCACUCAAUCUAACCAUGAUGGAGGGAGGUGCCAGUUCCUUGGGUAACGUUCCUGAACAGCUGUCCGUCACCUUCGACAUCCGCCUGGCCGUGACGGAGGACCACGAGAAAAUGCUAGCAAAGCUACAGUCAUGGUGCGAGGAAGUUGGCCCAGAGACGUACUAUACAUUCAGGCAGAAGGAUCCGCAUUUUCAACCAACCCGCAUAGAUAACAGCAAUCCUUGGUGGCUCGUUUUCAAAGCAGAAUGCAAUAAUUCGGGACUGAAUAUACAACCAAUCAUAAACCCUCCUGCUGGGGAUAGUCGGCACCUGCGAAUGGUUGGUGUGCCCAGCCUGGGCUUCGCUCCGAUGUGCAACACUCCCGUGCGCAUGCAUGAUCACAACGAGUUCCUCAACGAGAAAGUGUUCCUGCGUGGUAUUCGCAUCUACUGCCGUCUGCUUACGGCCAUGGCCAACUUGGCGCCCUCGUACUGA
Molecule: messenger RNA, 1266 nt
Organism: Cryptotermes secundus
Lineage: Eukaryota; Metazoa; Arthropoda; Insecta; Blattodea; Kalotermitidae
Product: aminoacylase-1A
Exons: 8
Coding region: 1-1266 (421 amino acids)
Biological process (GO): amino acid metabolic process
Cellular component (GO): cytoplasm
Molecular function (GO): aminoacylase activity
Source: RefSeq, a predicted model, not a curated record